Messenger RNA from Rhinolophus ferrumequinum (greater horseshoe bat), 2500 nucleotides. RefSeq names its product anaphase promoting complex subunit 5 (gene ANAPC5). Bases 105 to 2372 code for a protein of 755 amino acids. The transcript has 17 exons. NCBI's taxonomy places the organism in Eukaryota, Metazoa, Chordata, Mammalia, Chiroptera, Rhinolophidae. Gene Ontology annotation, cellular component: anaphase-promoting complex. Gene Ontology annotation, biological process: positive regulation of mitotic metaphase/anaphase transition; protein K11-linked ubiquitination; anaphase-promoting complex-dependent catabolic process. Gene Ontology annotation, molecular function: protein binding. The record is from RefSeq and is a predicted model, not a curated record.
UCGGUGCGCUGGCGGGCGGAGGUGUCGGAUGGGUUGUGGUGUGCUUUGGAAAGGAACUUGGGCGCUAGUGGCGCCUGGGCUCCUGGAUUUAGUCCCGGGGCACCAUGGCCAGCGUCCACGAGAGCCUCUACUUCAACCCCAUGAUGACCAAUGGGGUGGUGCACGCCAACGUGUUCGGCAUCAAGGACUGGGUGACGCCUUAUAAGAUCGCGGUGCUGGUGCUGCUGAACGAGAUGGGUCGUACUGGCGAGGCUGCCGUCAGCCUCAUGGAGCGGCGGAGGCUCAACCAGCUGCUCCUGCCACUCCUGCAGGGUCCAGAUAUUACAUUGUCCAAACUGUACAAGUUAAUUGAAGAAUCUUGUCCUCAGCUGGCAAAUUCAGUGCAGAUCAGGAUCAAACUGAUGGCUGAAGGCGAAUUGAAGGAUAUGGAACAAUUUUUUGAUGACCUUUCGGAUUCUUUUUCUGGAACUGAACCAGAGGUUCACAAAACAAGUGUAGUAGGUUUAUUUCUGCGUCACAUGAUCUUGGCCUACAGUAAGCUUUCUUUCAGUCAAGUGUUUAAACUGUACACUGCCCUUCAACAGUACUUCCAAAAUGGUGAGAAAAAGACAGUGGAGGAUGCUGAUAUGGAACUGACCAGCACAGAAGAGGGCGAAAGAAAAAUGGAAAAAGAAGAACUUGAUGUAUCUAUAAGAGAAGAGGAGGUAUCUUGUAGUGGUCCACUGUCCCAAAAACAAGCAGAAUUUUUUCUUUCUCAACAGGCUUCUUUGUUAAAGAAUGAUGAGACUAAAGCCCUCACUCCAGCUUCUUUGCAGAAAGAACUGAACAACUUGUUGAAAUUUAAUCCUGAUUUUGCUGAAGCGCAUUAUCUCAGCUACUUAAACAACCUCCGGGUCCAAGAUGUUUUCAGUUCAACACACAGCCUCCUGCAUUAUUUUGACCGCCUGAUUCUUACUGGAGCUGAAAGCAAAAGUAACGGGGAAGAGGGCUACGGCCGGAGCUUGAGAUAUGCUGCUCUGAACCUGGCCGCCCUGCACUGCCGCUUCGGACACUAUCAACAGGCAGAGCUCGCCCUGCAGGAGGCGAUUCGGAUUGCCCAGGAGGCCAACGAUCACGUGUGUCUCCAGCAUUGCUUGAGCUGGCUUUAUGUGCUGGGGCAGAAGAGAUCCGAUAGCUAUGUUCUGUUAGAGCAUUCCGUGAAGAAAGCAGUACAUUUUGGGUUACCGUACCUCGCCUCCCUGGGAAUACAGUCCCUAGUUCAGCAGAGGGCUUUUGCUGGGAAGACAGCAAACAAACUGAUGGAUGCCCUAAAGGACUCUGACCUCCUGCACUGGAAACACAGCCUGUCAGAGCUCAUUGACAUCAGCAUCGCACAGAAAACUGCCAUCUGGAGGCUGUACGGCCGCAGCACCAUGGCGCUGCAGCAGGCCCAGAUGUUGUUGAGCAUGAACAGCCUGGAGUCGGUGAAUGCGGGCGUGCAGCAGAACAACACGGAGUCGUUCGCUGUCGCACUCUGCCACCUUGCGGAGCUGCACGCGGAGCAGGGCUGUUUCGCUGCAGCUUCAGAAGUGCUGAAGCACCUGAGGGAGCGAUUCCCACCCAAUAGUCAGCAUGCCCAGUUAUGGAUGCUAUGUGAUCAAAAAAUACAGUUUGACAGAGCAAUGAAUGAUGGCAAAUAUCAUUUGGCUGAUUCACUCGUUACAGGAAUCACAGCUCUCAACAGCGUAGAGGGUGUAUAUAGAAAAGCAAUUGUACUACAAGCUCAGAACCAAAUGUCAGAGGCACACAAGCUUUUACAAAAAUUGUUGAUUCAUUGUCAGAAAAUCAGGAACACAGAAAUGGUGAUCAGUGUCCUGCUGUCCGUGGCAGAGCUGUACCGGCGGUCUUCCUCCCCCACCAUCGCGCUGCCCGUUCUCCUGCAGGCUCUGGCCCUCUCCAAGGAGUACCGGCUGCAGUACUUGGCCUCUGAAACAGUGCUGAACUUGGCUUUUGCCCAGCUCAUCCUUGGAAUCCCAGAACAGGCCUUAAGUCUUCUCCACAUGGCCAUUGAGCCCAUCUUGGCUGAUGGAGCUGUCCUGGACAAGGGCCGUGCCAUGUUCUUGGUGGCCAAGUGCCAGGUGGCUUCAGCUGCUUCCUAUGAUCCACCGAAGAAAGCGGAAGCUCUGGAGGCUGCCAUUGAGAACCUCAACGAAGCCAAGAACUAUUUUGCAAAGGUCGACUGCAAAGAGCAAAUCAGAGACGUCGUUUACUUCCAGGCCAGACUCUACCACACCCUGGGGAAGACGCAGGAGAGGAACCGAUGUGCAAUGCUCUUCCGGCAGCUGCAUCAGGAACUGCCCUCUCACGGGGUGCCCUUGAUAAAUCAUCUCUAGAGAGAACGCGACGCUGGACCACUGUGCAGAGUAUAAGAUUUUGGACUGUUUACACUCCGUCCUUCCACAUAAAUGAUGUAUUUGAGGUCUGUCUUGUCAAUAAACUGCAUUCUGAUUCGUUUGUCUUA